CGAAGGAAGUGCGCCCGGCGAGGAGUCGUGCGCUGAGCCGCCGCCGCCGCCGCCGCCAGACCCCAGCCUGCGCGGUGCUCCGUGCCAGGAGGGCCCGGCGGCCAGGCCGAGUCCCGGCCCAGCAGGGCAGGGGGAGCCCUCGACGGCGACCAGCCCGGCGAGGGGCCAGAGAAAGAGGACAAGGAGGAAGGGCGGCCUCACCGAGGACCCGGCAAUGGCGCUCGACUUUCUGGCUGGAUGCGCUGGGGGUGUGGCAGGUGUGCUGGUGGGACACCCCUUUGACACGGUCAAGAUGAGCGUAAGCCUCACCCCGGAGAGAGCGCUAGUGCGGCUCCAGGUCCAGAGCGUGGAGAAGCCCCAGUACCGAGGGACCCUGCACUGCUUCCAGGCCAUCGUCAAGCAGGAAGGCGUGCUGGGCCCGUGCCGCGGCCUGGGCUCGCCCCUCCUGGGGCUCACCUUCAUCAACGCGCUGGUGUUCGGCGUGCAGGGCAACACCCUCCGGGCCCUGGGCCGGGACUCGCCGCUGAACCAGUUCCUGGCGGGCGCGGCGGCGGGCGCCAUCCAGUGCGUCAUCUGCUGCCCCAUGGAGCUGGCCAAGACGCGGCUGCAGCUGCGGGAGGCGGGGCCGGGCCGCACCUACCGCGGGCCCCUGGACUGCCUGGCGCAGGUCUACCGGCGGGAGGGCCUGCGCGGCGUCAACCGGGGCAUGGUGUCCACGCUGCUGCGCGAGACCCCCAGCUUCGGCGUCUACUUCCUCACCUACGACGUGCUGACGCGCGCGCUGGGCUGCGAGCCGGGCGACCGCCUGCUGGUGCCCAAGCUGCUGCUGGCGGGCGGCACGUCGGGCAUCGCGUCCUGGCUCUCCACCUACCCCCUGGACGUGGUCAAGUCGCGGCUGCAGGCCGACGGGCUGCGGGGCGCCCCACGCUACCAGGGCAUCCUCGACUGCGUGCGCCAGAGCUACCGCGCUGAGGGCUGGCGCGUCUUCACGCGCGGGCUGGCCUCCACGCUGCUGCGCGCCUUCCCCGUCAACGCCGCCACCUUCGCCACCGUCACCGUGGUGCUCAGCCACGCGCGCGGCGAGCAGGCCCGGCCCGAGGGCGAUGCCGUGCCCGCCGCCCCGGCGGGGCCCGCCUUGGCCCAGCCCUCCAGCCUGUGACGC
Molecule: messenger RNA, 1162 nt
Organism: Physeter macrocephalus (sperm whale)
Lineage: Eukaryota; Metazoa; Chordata; Mammalia; Artiodactyla; Physeteridae
Gene: SLC25A29
Product: solute carrier family 25 member 29
Exons: 5
Coding region: 215-1159 (314 amino acids)
Biological process (GO): mitochondrial L-ornithine transmembrane transport
Cellular component (GO): mitochondrion
Molecular function (GO): high-affinity L-arginine transmembrane transporter activity
Source: RefSeq, a predicted model, not a curated record